This is a messenger RNA of Striga asiatica, 300 nucleotides long. Lineage: Eukaryota; Viridiplantae; Streptophyta; Magnoliopsida; Lamiales; Orobanchaceae. The record is from the annotation of a GenBank genome assembly.
AUGGUAGGCAGCAGCAAGGGCAGAUUGCAAAGAGCUUCAGAGCCACCUCUUUUCAUUGACCAGAUUCUGAUGGGCAAGAGGGAUAGAGAAGACAUCACUGCAGAAGAAGCAACAAAUGAAGUGCUACUACUAGUCAGAGGGCUGGCUGGGCCCUCUACAAUUUCCCAAAUCAGAGAGUUGAGUUUGGGCUGUUUGUGGUGGCAGGAUGCAUUUGCUGAAAGUUCUAUGUCCAUUGGUUUAGAUUGUGCAGGCAAGGUUAAAGAUGGGGCUGGAGUAACAACCAUUAACUCCGAAGACUGA